This is a messenger RNA of Chinchilla lanigera (long-tailed chinchilla), 4330 nucleotides long. RefSeq names its product endoplasmic reticulum oxidoreductase alpha (gene Ero1a). The transcript has 16 exons. The coding region runs from base 16 to 1323 and encodes 435 amino acids. Lineage: Eukaryota; Metazoa; Chordata; Mammalia; Rodentia; Chinchillidae. Gene Ontology annotation, biological process: protein folding in endoplasmic reticulum. Gene Ontology annotation, molecular function: FAD binding; thiol oxidase activity; protein-disulfide reductase activity. The record is from RefSeq and is a predicted model, not a curated record. Gene Ontology annotation, cellular component: endoplasmic reticulum; endoplasmic reticulum membrane.
GGACGCCAGGAGACAAUGACCAAGCUGAAGGUUACUGGUUACUUGGAUGAUUGUACCUGUGACGUUGAAACCAUCGAUAGAUUUAAUAACUACAAACUUUUCCCAAGACUACAAAAACUUCUUGAAAGUGACUACUUUAGAUAUUAUAAGGUAAACCUGAAGAGGCCGUGUCCUUUCUGGAAUGAUACCAGCCAGUGUGGAAUAAGGGACUGUGCUGUCAAACCUUGUCAAUCUGAUGAAGUUCCUGAUGGAAUUAAAUCUGCAAGCUACAAGUAUUCUGAAGAAGCCAAUAAUCUCAUUGAAGAAUGUGAACAAGCUGAACGACUUGGCGCAGUGGAUGAAUCACUGAGUGAAGAAACGCAGAAGGCUGUGCUUCAGUGGACCAAGCAUGAUGAUUCUUCAGACAACUUCUGUGAAGCUGAUGACAUACAGUCUCCUGAUGCUGAAUAUGUAGAUUUGCUCCUUAAUCCUGAGCGCUACACGGGUUAUAAGGGACCAGACGCAUGGAAGAUAUGGAAUGUCAUCUAUGAAGAAAACUGUUUUAAGCCACAGACAAUUAAAAGGCCUUUAAAUCCUCUGGCUUCUAGUCAAGGAAAAAACAAAGAGAACACAUUUUACAGUUGGCUAGAAGGCCUCUGUGUAGAGAAAAGAGCAUUCUACAGACUUAUAUCUGGCUUACAUGCAAGCAUUAAUGUGCAUCUGAGUGCAAGGUACCUUUUACAAGAUACCUGGCUGGAAACGAAGUGGGGACACAACGUUACAGAAUUUCAGCAGCGGUUUGAUGCAGUUUUGACUGAAGGAGAGGGCCCCAGAAGGCUUAAGAACUUGUACUUUCUCUACUUAAUUGAACUAAGGGCUUUAUCUAAAGUGUUACCAUUUUUUGAGCGCCCAGAUUUUCAGCUCUUCACUGGAAAUAAAAUUCAGGAUGCAGAAAACAAAAUGUUACUUCUGGAAAUUCUUCAUGAGAUCAAGUCAUUUCCUUUGCAUUUUGAUGAGAAUUCACUUUUUGCUGGGGAUAAAAAAGAAGCCCAAAAACUAAAGGAGGACUUCCGGCUGCAUUUUAGAAAUAUUUCAAGGAUCAUGGAUUGUGUCGGUUGUUUUAAGUGUCGGCUGUGGGGAAAGCUUCAGACUCAAGGUUUGGGUACUGCUCUGAAGAUCUUGUUUUCUGAGAAAUUGAUAGCAAAUAUGCCAGAAAGUGGACCCAGUUAUGAAUUCCAUCUAACCAGACAAGAAAUUGUAUCACUAUUUAAUGCAUUUGGCAGGAUUUCUACAAGUGUGAAAGAAUUAGAAAACUUCAGGAAUUUGUUACACAAUAUUCAUUAAGGAAAAUGAUUUGAAAUAAGCCUGUUUUUGGAAAAUGAAGGCCAAAGAGUGGAAUAUCAUUUAAAGAUGUAAUGGCAAUGACAGUCUUCAGACCAACAUUUUAUAUUAAGCUGCUUUUGUAAAAGGAGAGUUAUAUUGUUUUAAGUAAAUAUUUUUAAAAUUGUCCUAUGUUUAAUAUUAUUGUGAAUAAACUACUUUGAUAAUGUGGUACAAAUUUUAAAGUUCAAUAUUGAAUAAGAGCAGGAUUAUCAGAUUCUUAUAUGCUCAGACCAGCUGAAUGAUGUUUUAAGUCUCUCAAAGUAGAGUUUUGUGUGAUAAGAUGUAAUAAAAAUUAUGGCAAAUGUGACAAAUGUUUAAUAGGAAAAUACUAGGGAGGCUUAUGAAUAACUCUUAACAGUGUAGAAUUUUUCAGUACAUUUAGGAUUGUCAGAUUUAUAAAGUAAAAAUGCAGAAUGCCCACUUAGAAUUGAAUUUCAGAUAAACGACUGGUUUACUUUAAAAUUUGUUGCAUGUGCUAUUCGGGACAUACUUAUAGAAAAAAUUAUUCAUUAUUUGUUUGAAAUUCAAAUGUUAACUGAGGUUCCUGCGUUUUAUCUGACAACCCUGCUCUUACAACCCAGUGUACUCUUACACUGGUAUGAGUAUGUCACUUUUAGAGUUAAAUUGCUAUUUUGACUAGGUUGUUUCAGCAUAUCAAAUUCAGAACAAUUUAAAGGCAGAGGAGAUUUGUAAGCAUUGUGAAAAGUUGAAUAGAAUAUAUAUUUAUUCUCAUAAUAUUUUCCCUAAUAUUGAAUGAAAAUUUGGGGAGUCUUUUUAUUUUUAUAUAAUUUAAAAUUUACAGAAAAGUUUCAAAAAUAGUACAAAGGACUUUUAUCCAGAUUCACCAGUUGUUCACAUUUACUUUGUCAUGCUCUCUGUGUACAUGCUUUUUUCCCUGAUCAUGUGAAAGUCAGCUGCACAUAUCAUGCCCCUCAAACCCUAAAUACUCCUUGUAAUAUUGAAUAAUUUUCUAAAAACUGUUUUCUCACACAAAAAAAUACAAAUCUAGAACUGUAAUUCUGUAAGCCUUAAAAUAAGGAAUCACUUCCAGUUCCAAUCUGAAGUUCUUUUUUAGUUUCGUUGUACCUUUUUAUGUUUGAUUUCUGCAGUCUUAGGGUGUAUAAUUUUUAUUUUUUAUGAAGUUAAUUUUUUCAUGAAGUUAAUUUCUUUUGCCUCUCUAAAACUGAGCUGUAAUUUUGGGGGAGAUUUUUAUUAGUGGAAAUUCUGAUGAAGUAUUAGAAAAGUUUUAAGAAUUAAUACCACAUGGUGAUUGUAGGGAAAAAAAAAUGUAUACCUCAAAAUUAUGUACACUCUGUAUGUAUGUCUUAGCAGGUCUAACAUGCUGAGACCUCGCAUUAUUAGCAAAUCAGAGUUUAUUUAUGUAACAUUUUAGAGCUGCCACUUCACACUGCUACUUUUUUUUUUGUGUCCCUAAGGUGUGGUAUAGUGCCAAGCACAUAGGUGGUAUCUAGUAAACAUUUGUUGAAUGAAUGUAAUAUGUAUGUAGUAUAUUUGAAAUGAAUAAUCACAGAACUAAGUUUAACAAUAUGCAUUGUUUUCCUUUCCCCUUCAUUUUCUCUGAAUAGGGCAUGGAAAAAAGACCUUAACUUGCUAAUUAAGUCAAGCCCUCUGUUGAGUGAUUGGUGUAUAUAAAACUGUAAGGGCAUUUGUACUGUGGAAAUACGGUUGGUGGGUUUCAUGUUAACUGUAUUUACCGCCCUAGCUCUCAGCUGCCCCCGACUCCAGCUGCCAGUCUUUCCAGGAGUAUUCUUACUUCACUUCGCCACCUCCCGCUGGUUUGUCCCUAAGUAAAAGCGGGCACUUGGCCCAGUGUCCGUAUCAGCCCUUUCUUGUGAACUAAGCUCCUAAUUCUAAAUCCACAGUUCGGCUCACAAGUCCUUUCUUAUUUGACUUCUUUUCUGACUAGUUUUCACUGACAAACCUCUUCUUCUUUUUUUUUUUUUUUAAAUCUAUCACCUUGGUUCCUUGUAUUUUGUUUGCUCCUAAACCUCUUAUUUUUGGCCUUUUCGUUGAUUCCUUAAAGGUUAUUUCUUGGGCUCUUUCAUUGUCGUUGUCAUAAGCAGUGUACACCGUGUGUGUCUUCACUUGUUCUCCCACGCCUACUCUGGUGCCUUUGUUUCUUAAACUUUAGUUCAGGACCAUGAUUUUCUGUUUUCUCAGCUCAUUCCUCUCCUGGCCUCCGAGUUCUAAGUUCUGUUGAUUUACCACCUCUGCCUUUCUCGUACAUCACUGCUGUUGCAUUGUCAUUGUGCUUACCAGAGGGCCGCGUGAACUGUCUCCUUAUCACCUGUCCUCGUUGCUCCACAGCGUUACCGGAUUGGCUUCCCCGGGUGCACUCUGGCAGUGCUGGUCUCCGCUUAACACCUGCAGUGACUUCAGAAGCUUGUGGGGAGAGCCAGCGUUCUUAGCGUGGUAUACAAGGUCUUUUCCUAUGUCUUCCCUACCCAAGGUUACAGUCAGUCCUUCAGAUGCCCCGUGUGGCUAGCCCUCCACACCUGGGUGGACGCUAUACUCUUCACAUCAAAUGCCCUAGCCAUCCUUUCCACCAGAAAAUUCCAUGCAUCCUCGCAGGCUCAGCAUCCGUAUCUUGUCUGAAAAUCCCCCCCCUCCAUUCAAGGAGAGUCGUAACUUUUGUGUCACCACUGUAAUUACAACCUACCUCUACUGUAUCACUUAUUGUACUGUAUUAUUUUUGUUUUUAAAAGUCUCCUUUAUUAGAAUGUGAGCUCCUUAAGGGCAGGAAGAAAAAAAAAUCUGUGUUCACUUUGGCAUCUCUAUAGCAUACUUUUUGGCAUAUGGACAUUUAAUAAACAUUUGUUGACUAAAUUGCUUUUAAAGUGACAAGUUCAUUUUAUUAGAAGUCAUACCUUCACUCCCCCUUUACAGCAAAGAUCAGUAGACCCCAAAGAUAUGGAGACUUUUUGGAAUCAAUAAAGCUGAAAUUGUA